UCAGAAUGGAAAGGCCGAUUCGUCAGCGGGGAAUAAUUUAAAGGUCAAGGGGGUGAAUUUUUACAGGGAUGCAAAGAAGGUCAAGUUCGUUAAUAUGCUUAAAGGAGGUAAAGCAAUAAGGAAUGCAAAAGGAAAGAUCGUUAAGUCGGCACCAUAUCAAAGUCGUGAGAUCAUCACAGCUAGAGUACAACCGGAUAGGCGGUGGUUCGGAAACACUAGAGUCAUAGGACAAAAGCAGUUGGAAGCAUUCCGGGACAGUCUAGGUGCAAAAGUCGAUGAUCCGUAUCAAGUGUUGCUCCGACAAAAUAAAUUGCCGAUGAGUUUAUUGGCUGAUGCAACCAAGAUGGCGCGAAUGCACAUGAUAGAUACGGAACCGUUUGCCGAUACAUUUGGUCCAAAGGCUCAAAGGAAACGGCCAAAGUUAAAGGUCGGUACGCUAGAAGAUCUGGCCUCUAUCAUCGAACAUUCCUUGGAAAAAUAUGAUGAAAAAAAUGACUCGUCACUAUUAUCUAAUUUGGUGACUGACUGGAGUGACGAAGCACGGGAUAGCUUAUUUUCUAAGGGUCAGUCAAAACGAAUAUGGGAAGAAACGCAAACGAACUUGAAUUUGACGUUGCAAAGAAGAAUUUAUGGUAUUCAUGCACCGGUGCAACGUUUACCAGUAUUACCUUCCUCCAAUUUCGGCUUGGAGAUUUUAAUGGGUAAAGACGAAACCAUUGAUUUCGAGGAUUUCUUGAACGACCCAGAAUUAUCAACUGAACAGAUGGAUGUGCAUGCAUCGAUGGAGCAUAAAUUAAAUAUCAAAUUUUGA
Molecule: messenger RNA, 811 nt
Organism: Acaulospora colombiana
Lineage: Eukaryota; Fungi; Glomeromycota; Glomeromycetes; Diversisporales; Acaulosporaceae
Source: the annotation of a GenBank genome assembly